AUGGCAAGCAAUGAUCUUCUCCUAAGCUUUCCUAAUGAUAUUGUCCACAACAUUAUGGAAAAGCUACCUCUAAAAUCAAUUGUUCGAUCCAAACUUUUCAACAAAGAAUGGCAAAACUGCAUCAGAAACUCUGAUUUCGUACAACAUCAUCUGAAACACUCCCUCAAAAACUCUGAAAAUAAUGCUUUACUCUUCUUUAAGUCUGGAACUUCCCUCUACUUUGUCGAUGAUCUUAGCAUAUCACCCCCUCGUCCUAUCAACCUUCCUAUACCUUCGACAUCUCAGUACAUCUCGAUCGUAGGCUCGUGCAACGGCGUAAUAUGUAUCGAAGUAGGCUCGUUUUCGAAGUCAUAUAUAUUGAUCAACCCAACCAAUCCGACUGUUUUCGAAACCAUUGAUUUUUCACUGUCUCAUAUAUUCUGCAAUGUUAAGCUGAAGCAUAAUCCCAACUUCUUUGUCACUAUAGUAUCAGGAUUCGGUUAUGAUGACAAGAACGACGAUUACAAGAUUGUGUAUAUUUGGUCAUGGAAAAAUGACAAAAAUUCUGUUAAGAUUCGAGGAAUGAUUUAUUGCUUAAAGUUAGGAAAGUGGAAAACAUUACACCCUCCAAAUGUAGGAACAAGUUGGAAUUAUUGUGGCAUUGUAAACAAUUGCUUACAUUUUGUCACGGAGAGUAACAACGUAAUUAUUAGCUUUGAUCUCCAUGAAGAAAAAUGGGGUGAGGUGAAUUUUCCUGAUAUAAAAGCAAAAUACGAGGUCAAAGAAGUAUCUAUUUUCGAGGGAUGUCUAAGUGUUCUGAUAAAGACUUGGAUAUAUCAUGAAUUAUGGGUCAUGAAACAAUAUGGUAUUACAAAAUCAUGGACAAGAUUAUUAAUUUUACCUAUUCCAGAAACUUGUCGUGUUCUAUUUUAUUCUACAAGGGUACAAAAAUAUUUGUUAUCAGUAAAUUGUAGAAGACUAGUUUGGUAUAAUGAGGUAGAUGAGUCUAUAGAGGAGGUUAAGAUUGAUGGCAAACUCGACAUUGAUGAUUUCAGAAUGGUUAUUGGAAGCCUUGUUCCGAUUCAAUUCAAGAUGUUAGAUCACCAUUUGAGUAGAGAAAGGAAAGGUCUUUUUGGAGGACAAGAUGAUGGCGAUACUGGCGAGUGUAGAGAAGGAAGUAAACAAAGAAGAUCGAAGAAGUGCAGAACAAAAACACAAUAUGCACGAGUUAUUUUCAGAAAGGAACUUUAA
Messenger RNA from Beta vulgaris subsp. vulgaris (sugar beet), 1230 nucleotides. RefSeq names its product F-box protein CPR1-like. The record is from RefSeq and is a predicted model, not a curated record. Gene Ontology annotation, molecular function: protein binding. The coding region runs from base 1 to 1230 and encodes 409 amino acids. The transcript has a single exon. Lineage: Eukaryota; Viridiplantae; Streptophyta; Magnoliopsida; Caryophyllales; Amaranthaceae.